Messenger RNA from Pseudoliparis swirei, 2061 nucleotides. RefSeq names its product tryptophan 5-hydroxylase 1-like. Gene Ontology annotation, molecular function: iron ion binding; tryptophan 5-monooxygenase activity. The coding region runs from base 178 to 1596 and encodes 472 amino acids. The record is from RefSeq and is a predicted model, not a curated record. Gene Ontology annotation, biological process: aromatic amino acid metabolic process; serotonin biosynthetic process. The transcript has 11 exons. Gene Ontology annotation, cellular component: neuron projection. Lineage: Eukaryota; Metazoa; Chordata; Actinopteri; Perciformes; Liparidae.
CUCUGUGGGACAGUGCGCCGGGCGACUCACACUGGAGCUGAUCUCCAAAGCCUUCUGCUGCCCAGAGAGUUGUCUUCCUUCUACAGCGUCCAGUUUCAAGCUGAGCUGAAGCUUGCGCAGAAAACACAAAUUUACGAAGCAAACCAGUGCAGUUCUACGCCUGAUCCGGAGGCCGGCAUGUACGCCAAGAAUUCAGAAGAACACGGGCCAAGCAGGGAAGGGUCUUUUGACUCGGUUAAUCCUGCUUAUGAGGAGAAGCAGCUCAACAAAGAAGACAACCAGAGCAUCUCCACUUCAAGGCCCAGCAGCUCUGCGAAGGGAGUCGUGACCAUCGUAUUCUCACUAAAAAAUGAAGUGGGGAGUCUCAUAAGGGCACUUCGGCUUUUCCAGGAAAAGCACGUCAACCUUGUUCACAUUGAGUCCCGCAAGUCCCAGCGGAAGAAUUCAGACUUUGAGAUCUUCGUGGAUUGUGACACUGACCACGAGCAGCUCAAGGAGCUGACCCAGCUGCUGAGAACGCACACCGAUGUGGUUGAGAUCACUCCAUUUGAGAACUCCAGUCUGCCUGAUGACGACAUAGCCGGUUUGCCGUGGUUCCCGAAGAAGAUCUCUGAUUUGGAUCGGUCUGCGAACAGGGUUUUGAUGUAUGGCUCGGACUUAGACGCCGACCAUCCGGGAUUUAAAGACAAAGUGUACCUUAAAAGAAGAAAGUACUUUGCUGAUUUGGCGAUGAGCUACAAACUUGGCGAUCCUAUUCUUCGCAUAGACUUCACAACAGAGGAGGUGCGUACCUGGGGGGUGGUGUUCAAGGAGCUCAAAAAGCUCUACCCCAGCCACGCCUGCAAGGAGUACCUGAAGAACCUUCCCCUGCUGACCGAAUACUGUGGCUACAGCGAAGACAACAUCCCCCAGCUGGAGGAUGUCUCCCACUUCCUCAAGGAACGCUCAGGCUUCAUCAUCCGGCCAGUAGCGGGGUACCUCUCCCCCAGGGACUUCCUCGCGGGCCUGGCCUUCAGAGUGUUCCACUGCACUCAGUAUGUCCGCCACAGCUCCAGGCCUUUGUACACACCUGAACCAGACACAUGCCAUGAGCUGCUGGGUCACGUUCCCCUGCUCGCUGAGCCCAGCUUCGCCCGGUUCUCCCAAGAAAUCGGCUUAGCAUCGCUGGGAGCUUCAGAUGAUGCUGUCAAGAAACUAGCCACAUGUUAUUUCUUCACAGUGGAGUUUGGCCUCUGUAAGCAGGAUGGCAGGCUGAGGGCCUAUGGAGCUGGACUCCUCUCCUCCAUCAGUGAACUCAAGCAUGCUUUGUCUGGCAGGGCCAAUAUCCUUCCAUUUGACCCCGUGGUGACCUGUAAUCAGGAGUGCAUUAUAACUACGUUCCAAGACGUUUACUUUGUUUCCGAGAGUUUUGAGGACGCCAAGAACAAAAUGAGGGAGUUUGCUAGGACCAUUUGGCGGCCAUUCUCAGUACACUACAACCCCUACACCCAGAGUGUGGACGUCCUGAAAGACACCAACAGCAUCAAUAGCAUGGUGAAGGGCAUCCGGGAUGAGCUGGACAUUGUUGAAGAAGCCCUGAGCCGUCUCAACACCUGAGAUUAUACGGGGUCGCAUAGGGGUCAGAAUAAGGGGAAGAAAUCCAUUCUUAGUCUCUUAUGACUGGGAAACUGUUUUUGCUUUUUCUAAAGCUAAAAUAUAUCCACAAAUCUACAUAUGCCCCAAAACGGUCAACGUCUGUCGUAUAAGAUAACUUUAGCCAGUCUUACCAUAAAUCAGGGAUGUCAAACUAAUUUUUGCCGUGGGCCACAUCAGCAUCAUGGCUGCCCUCAAAGGGCCGGUUGAAACUGUAACACGGUAUAAAUGUAACUACUCCCGAACAUAUUGUUAUAUGACUGUCUUUGCAUUUUAAUUAUUCAAGUGUAACAAUAUUGUACAUGCAUUGAUAUAAAUGUAAGAAUAUAUGUAACCAAAUUUCUUUGUUAUUAUGAAAUAAAUCCAUUUCCUUUAGGUUAAGAAAUGCACAUUACUCUAUUAAAGAUCAAACACAUGUUAUUACAUUAA